GCCCCCGAGGCGGCCGCAGACCUGGACUGGGGCUCUUUGUCAGACAACUCGCGCCAGGCAAUCAAGCAAUGGGUGGCAGGCCAGCUGGGAGGCCGGCAUUGCAUGCUGGUUUUGGAGCAAGGUUGCGCAGAGACGCUGCUGCUUCCGUCGGCAUCAGAGACGCUCGCCACGUCCGACCUCCGGGGAGGCGCCGUGCUGAACGUGCUCUCGGGGCUCUUUGCCGAGGGCGGCCUGCUGAACCCGAGCUCCGGCAGCGGCCUCUUCCAGGCCGUCUUCUCCAAGCAUCCCCUGCAGGUCCUCGAAGAGGCGCUGGAGCAGUGCCUGCGGGAAAUCGGCGACCCGCGCGUGGAGCGCGUGUCGGACCUCUCACCGGACCAGGUGAACCUCGCCCUGAAGCAGAUGUCGAUGAAGGCUCAAUUCGCCAGCUGUACGACACCAGGUGCGGAUGCAGCGGCGGUCUCCGCUUCGAGCGACGAGUGCACUAAAGUUCAGGCGAACCCAGCUAGCUCUGGACCCAAGGUCUCAGAACAGCCAAACAAGGAGAAGCGAUGUACCAAGGACAG
Molecule: messenger RNA, 563 nt
Organism: Symbiodinium necroappetens
Lineage: Eukaryota; Dinophyceae; Suessiales; Symbiodiniaceae
Source: the annotation of a GenBank genome assembly